GUUAUGAAUGCGCAUCAGAGAUGGCCGCUUCCAGUGGCAGAUCAUGCCUCCAAUAUUUAUUACAUCUUGCUCAAGACAAUCUGGAUUUCAGGUUACCGGAAAUUAAGGCUCUUCUGGCCCUCAGAAGAAAAGCAUUUCGCCCUUGUGAAAAUUUCAGAGAGCAGUCUCCUUUCUGGUGCCUGGAUGGUUUGUCAGAGGAGGAUGUUCGUAGUGUAAUGUCCAGAUCUGUUUGUGCAAAGUCUGCUUUUGAGCUUUGGGGCCAUGGACAAACACAUAGCGAACUCAGAACAUCCAUCUUAAACUACCCAUCAGAGAACAUGCGUCCCUUCAUGCACAAAGACUCCACAUACAGAAUUAAUGUCUACACUUUCAACAAAACGUUGGUCUUUGCAGACAGAAUCAAAAGGAUUGAUGCUAUGGAAUAUCUUCCCUUUGAGGGUGCAGUGAACCUUAAGAACCCUGAGCACAUCUUCUGUUUGUUGGAGGAUUAUGGCACAGACCCCAAUAACAUUCCCGAGCAACCCAACUAUAUCUACUUUGGUAGAUGGAUAGCAGAUGGUCAGCGGGAACUGAUUCGCUCCUACAGUGUGAAAAACAGACACUUCAUAGGAAACACCAGCAUGGAUGCUGGUCUCUCUUUCAUCAUGGCCAAUCAUGCUAAAGUCAAUGAGAACGACCUUGUUUUUGACCCAUUUGUUGGCACAGGGAGCCUGUUGGUAGCAUGUUCUCAUUUUGGAGCUUAUGUGUGUGGAACAGAUAUCGAUUACAACACCAUUCAUGGCAAAGGUCGGUCUAGUCGUAAAAACCAGAAGUGGCGAGGACCUGAUGAGAACAUCAGAGCCAACCUUCGGCAGUAUGGAACUGAGAAGAUGUAUGUGGAUGUGAUGGUGUCUGAUGCUUCCAAGCCUGUGUGGAGGAAUGCUGCUCUGUUUGAUGCCAUUAUUACUGACCCGCCAUAUGGUAUCCGAGAGUCCACAAGGAGAACAGGUUCCCACAAGGACAUUGUUAAACCCCCCGAUGGCUCCUAUGCAGAUUCUCAUGUACCUGUAUCGCAGGCGUACCACCUGAGUGACAUCUUCACAGAUCUGUUAAACUUCUCUGCCCACCACCUGACCAUGGGUGGGAGACUUGUCUACUGGCUGCCAGUCUACCGGCCAGAGUACUGUGAGGAGAUGGUCCCUCUUCAUCCAUGUCUCUCUCUCAUCAGCAACUGUGAGCAGACACUUUCCAGCCAUACUUCACGCCGCCUCAUCACCAUGGAGAAGAUCAAAGAGCCUGAGGAACUGGACAGUCUGGCUCAUCUAUCCGACCCCCGAUUCAGCCCCUACCAGGGACACAACGCCUUCAGAGAAAAGUAUUUCAGCGGUUUGAACAAAAGAGGUGGCAAGGAGGAUGUUACAUCUGAUGGCCAUGGAAAGUGAAUGAUCAGAAAAUGUCUUUUGCGUGUCUAACAGGACAUAAGAAAACAUUUUAGUUUGUACAUUGAUGACUGUGUACUCAAGGAGAAGUUUCUUAAAAAUCUUUUUAUUAUUGUUUUUAUUUCUUUGCCAGUAAAUAGAAAAAAAUUAAAAUUUCUAAAAGUUUCAAUUUAAAUGUGAAUUUCUAUUUGACUAAAUAGUAAAUGAUAGAUUUUUAAUAUUCAAACACUUUUCAUACUAUAUGAUCAGCACAAAGCCAUUUACAAACUAUAAAUUGCUCAAUCUAUUUGCGCUUUAAAUACUUGGCAGCUAUAUUGAUCAGCUUAUUAAUUUAUACAUUUACAUAGUCGCCACUUCUUGUCACCAUUCCUUUCUAUCCCGCAGUGGCUGCAGCCGUCAUGUUGCUAAUUAGUCUGCCAGGAAUUUAAGAUUGGUCAUCUGCUGUCCGCUCUGCCCAUUUUACAUGAACGUGCACAUAUACAGAGCCGUACAAUCCGGACUGUCUUACUGAGCUGAUGACUUGCAUCGUAAUAUUGCAGUAAACUCUCCAUUGUUGAGGUUUGUUUGAACCUGUUUCAUAGUGCAGUCCCCUGACCUGACUUUUUUAUUGUCUCAGUUUUGAAGGCCACUGAGUCAAAAGGAACAGAAUCAGAGUGUUUUAUAAUUUACAACCGUGGACCUGCUUUAUUCAGAAAACAAGAAGCAUGUUUAGGUGAGUAAGAGAAAGAGACCUCCCUGCACAGACGGGAGCUCAAAUUACAGGGCGUCCCCGUUCCUCCACACCGCUACAGUUAGUCAGCAGCUUUUGUUGUUUUCCGACCGCAGUUUACAUGCAGCCUGCCUCAUUAUUCAUCUCCAGAGAGCGAAGUCGCGGGCCUUCAAGUACAUUAUCCCGUUGCUCUGUUUAUCAGUUGGGCCUCUGCCUUUCCACCACGCUUCCUUCUUCACUCUGCUUCACAGGCAGAGUUCAAGGCACCAUCACAUGAUACCCGGCUCACCAUCGUUUGCGGUGUGUGCUGUUUACAGUUCCCACAGUGCCCUUUGUUAUCCAUCAUCAUCAUCAUGCAAAAUCAAAAAAUUCCACAAGACAGAGUCUUUUCUUUUCUUUACUUAUCACUUCUGUCCUCUUGGUAUUUUCCUGCUCAUAAAAAUGAGGACCAAGUUUGCCACAACAGACAGCCUCUAUACUGUACGCUGAAGAUUGUAGUUUUAAUGCAGCUGCUUUCUGUUACUGUGUUUGAGUAGUGCUGUGUGUGUUUGUGUUGCCACCAUACAAUGAUAAAACGUGUUCUCAAGAGUC
Melanotaenia boesemani (Boeseman's rainbowfish) is the source of this 2718-nucleotide messenger RNA. RefSeq names its product tRNA methyltransferase 11 homolog (gene trmt11). NCBI's taxonomy places the organism in Eukaryota, Metazoa, Chordata, Actinopteri, Atheriniformes, Melanotaeniidae. Gene Ontology annotation, molecular function: nucleic acid binding. The transcript has 13 exons. Gene Ontology annotation, biological process: methylation. The record is from RefSeq and is a predicted model, not a curated record. Bases 21 to 1421 code for a protein of 466 amino acids. Gene Ontology annotation, cellular component: cytoplasm.